Molecule: messenger RNA, 1265 nt
Organism: Megalops cyprinoides (Indo-Pacific tarpon)
Lineage: Eukaryota; Metazoa; Chordata; Actinopteri; Elopiformes; Megalopidae
Product: leukotriene B4 receptor 1-like
Exons: 1
Coding region: 15-1028 (337 amino acids)
Biological process (GO): G protein-coupled receptor signaling pathway
Cellular component (GO): membrane
Molecular function (GO): G protein-coupled receptor activity
Source: RefSeq, a predicted model, not a curated record
GAUACAACUUGAAGAUGUUCAACUUGAGCAACUCUGGUAAUGAUAGCACAGAAUUAGAUCAGUGGACUGCAAUAGGGAGACCAGCUGCCUGUGUGAUUCUAGGUCUAUCCUUCCUGGUAGGAGCUCCAGGGAAUCUGCUGGUGAUCUGGACAAUCCUGCAGCACGUCAAGCAUCGCUCCCACACUGUGGUGCUCAUCCUCCACCUUGCUGCUGCUGACCUGCUGGUCCUCAUCACUCUGCCCCUAUGGAUCUACUCCUUCGCCUACUCCUGGGUCUUUGGUGAGGUUGCGUGCAAAGCCAUGGUCUACAUCAUCAACUCCUGUAUGUACAGUAGCGUGUUCCUCAUCACCGUCAUGAGCGUGGAGAGAUUUGUGGCUGUCCGGUACCCCUUCUGUUUAAUGAGCUGGAAGAAGAAAGAUAUUAUGAACAAAUCACUGCCUGUCAUUUGGAUUUUAGCAUUCCUUUUCGGCAUUCCAGCGAUUCUAAGCCACUGUGUCGAUGAAAUGAGUGGAACACAGCAGUGUCUCUUCCGGGAGCACAGUUCAGUGGCCCAGGAGGUGAUGUUCCUGUUCCUGGAAACCUUUGUGGGCUUUAUCGUGCCUUUUCUCAUUUUAAUCAUCUGUUACAGUUUAUUGACCCAGGAUUUGAAGCAAAUGAAAUUCAGGACCAAACCAAAGUCUACUGUUCUGAUCAACAGUGUGGUCAUUGCCUUUGCAUUGUGCUGGCUCCCUCACCACAUUCUCAGCCUUCUCAGUUUCUUUACCAGCCUAAAAGAGGUGUCAGACACAAUGGCUAAUUUUAUCCAAAGCGCCACCUUUAUCUCUGGGGCUCUUGUCUUCAUCAGCAGCUCAGUCAACCCUGUGUUGUAUGCCUUUGCUGCAAAGAGCUUCCAGGGCAGCCUGAAGGAGUCUGGACUGGUGAAACUGUUUGAAAAUAUUGCCACUCAAAGCACCAAAAUAAAAACAUUGACAAGUACAUCCUCAGACAAGCCAAACUGUGUCAAUCACAUCGAAGAAAUUGAGGUAUAGACAAUAUAAUUUUGGUUGUUAUGCAUGUGGAUUUAUCUUGGACUAAAUCUAGAAUCAGCUGUGUAACUUCACCGUGCAUCUUAAAAUGUAGUAAACUCAUCAGGCGGUGAAACAUAAGACAUCAAAGGAAAGGAUGAAAGGAGCCAGGGGCAGAAUGUCACAAAUUCAAUUUUAUUUUUUAUUCACUUUGUAGAAGCUAAAAGUAAAAUUUAUUAAAUCCCUACUUUAACACAUUGU